Molecule: messenger RNA, 1155 nt
Organism: Tarenaya hassleriana
Lineage: Eukaryota; Viridiplantae; Streptophyta; Magnoliopsida; Brassicales; Cleomaceae
Product: reticulon-like protein B12
Exons: 4
Coding region: 290-931 (213 amino acids)
Source: RefSeq, a predicted model, not a curated record
AGAGGACAACAGACAUCCAUCCUGCUUUUUUGAACAGACCAACCCAUUGAAUUAUUAAUAUUCAAAAGGAAAAUUGCCAACUUGAAAUCCCAUCUCUUUUUCGCUCUCUCACCUUCUGAUCAUCGAGAAAUAGACAUCAAUCUGGGUUUUGAGGGAUCUGAUCAGAUUCGAAUCCAAGUCUCUGCCUUUCUCCAACCCUUUUGAUUUUUCUCUGCAGCUCGCAUGGAUUCGGUUUCUGGGUUAUAACUUAUAAGGGAUCUGACAUCAUCUGAAUCCAAGUUUCUGGAGAAUGGGUUCAUCUUCUUCUUCAGACAGGUUGUUCAACAGACAGAGAAGUGUGCACCAGAUUCUCGGAGGAGGCGUUGCUGCGGAUGUGAUAAUGUGGAGGAAGAGGAACGUAAGUGCGGGGAUAGUUACAGUGACAAUGGCGUCAUGGUUGGUGUUUGAGAGAUGCGGUUACACCUUCUUGUCUCUCUCCUCCAGUGUUCUCCUCCUCCUCCUCACUAUUCUCUUCCUUUGGUCCAAAUCUGCAUCCAUUCUCAACAGGCCAGCUCCGCCGCUGCCAGAGUUGCAUCUAACGGAGGAAAUGGCGAAGGAAGCUUCCGAAUUCUUACAGGUUCAUGUGAACAAGCUGUUGUGUGUUUGGCAGGACAUUGCCUUGGGCAGGGACUCCAAGUUGUUUCUCCGAGUAGCCAUCUCUCUGUUUCUAAUCUCCUUUCUCGGCCGCCUCACCGAUUUCCCUACCCUCUGCCACUCCGCUCUUCUAGUGGUUAUGACGAUUCCUGCGUUCUAUGAGCGAUACGAGGAUCGGAUAGAUGGAUUGAUUCUGUUAAUCUAUGAGAAAUCAAGGGAGGUGUACCUUAGGCUCGACAUCCAGUUUGUUGAAAGAAUCCGGAGAUGGGGUCUGGAGAAGAAGAAGAAACUCAGCUGAUGAUCCCUCCUGUCUUGUGUUUCUUUUCUCUCGUUUCUUUUGUUUCCAUGGCUUCUUGUUUGUUUUUUAUUCUGUUUUUGAUUUUGUGAGAAACAAAAAGGAAGGGUUUUUCUCUUCUCUUGCUUUCGAAGUAUAUAUGUUUUGAUAGAGUAGUACAUAAAUGUUACUCUACUCGGACCCAAUUUAUUUCACAGUUUUGCUGGAAAAGGCAAAAGGUUCUAUAA